CCGCCCCUCCCCCCACAGUGUCCCGGAUGAGGAAGUGAAGCGCUGACAGGGCUGGGUUCCGUCACAGAGUCGAAGCCGAAUCUCGUCCAUAAACACAGAAAAACACAACCGAACCGAACCCCGCCGCAGGCUCGAGCUCCACAGACGCCGCAGAGAUGAAUGACCAGCAGUUGGAUUGUGCUCUGGAUCUCAUGAGGCGUUUGCCUCCACAACAGAUUGAGAAGAAUCUCAGUGACCUCAUCGACCUGGUGCCCAGUCUGUGUGAAGAUCUCCUGUCGUCUGUGGAUCAGCCUCUGAAAAUCGCUCGUGAUAAAGUUGUUGGGAAAGAUUAUCUGUUGUGUGAUUAUAACCGCGAUGGCGACUCCUACAGAUCUCCCUGGAGUAAUAAAUAUGAGCCUCCGAUAGAUGAUGGCGCCAUGCCGUCCGCUCGACUUCGUAAGCUGGAGGUUGAAGCAAACAACGCUUUUGACCAAUACAGAGACCUGUAUUUUGAGGGCGGUGUUUCCUCUGUCUAUCUGUGGGAUCUGGAUCAUGGAUUUGCUGGUGUAAUCCUCAUUAAGAAAGCGGGAGACGGCUCUAAAAAGAUCAAGGGCUGCUGGGACUCCAUUCAUGUGGUGGAGGUGCAGGAGAAAUCCAGCGGUCGUACGGCUCAUUACAAACUCACAUCGACUGUCAUGCUGUGGCUGCAAACCACCAAAACCGGCUCUGGAACCAUGAACCUGGGAGGAAGUCUUACCAGACAGAUGGAGAAAGAUGAGACGGUUGGAGAGUCUUCUCCUCACAUUGCAAACAUUGGGCGUCUGGUGGAGGAUAUGGAAAAUAAGAUCCGAUCCACCCUGAAUGAGAUUUACUUCGGCAAGACUAAAGACAUCGUCAACGGUCUGAGAUCUAUUGAAUCUCUUCCUGAUAAUCAAAAGUAUCGUCAGUUGCAGAGGGAAUUAUCUCAGGUUCUGACCCAGCGUCAGAUCUACAUUGACUAGGGUCAGAGGAGCGUUCAGACGCUGGCGGAUAAAUCGAAGCAGGAGGCUCUGAAGAACGAUCUGAGGAACGCACUUAUCCAACGGAAACAGCAAAGCUAGAAACCAUCAUCAGUCCCUCUCACUCUCUGUCUGUCUGUCUGUCUGUCUGCCUCACAUCUGUCUGUUCAUCAACAGGAGAAAAACACCACGCUUUUUGUUUUUGUAUUUUUGGCUUAAGUUUUAACGCACCUGUCUCUCUCUCUCUCUCUCUGUAAUCAUUUAGUAUUAAGACAGUGCUGGUUGUUUCUGUCUGAUUGGCUCUCAGUGACAUCAUUACAUGGGGGCGGGGCUUCUCUCCGCUCAUCAGAACAAGUUUAUUUGUUUGGUUUGAACCACCCGUCAUGUGUACACGUCAGAAAUGAAUGAGGAGCUCCAGAGAGGCGGGGAUUAUAUAAAUAUAUAUAAAUAUACACACACAUGUAUGUAUUAUGACAUUUAAUAAUCUUGCUGUUAAUAUUAAACUUUCUGCUUGAGUCCACACAGAUAAGCGUGUGUUGAUGUGCGUUUGUGUGAGUGUGUGUGUGUGUGUGUUUGGGUGCGUGUUGUGAAUCUGUGUGUAACAUGCAAAAACAGCACACAUAUAUUCCUGCUGUCUCUCUUUCUCUCACUCGCUCGAUCUCUCUCUCUCUCUUUGGGAGCAUCAGACAGUUUCAUUGUUUUCAUCUGGGUGGAUUAUCAAUAAUAUUUUUUUUGUUUUUUUCUUUUUUGUUUAUUUGUUUUGUAAAAGCUUUACGGUUUAUGUUGUAUUAGGGGCCUCCAGCAACAAUAAAAUCAGAAAACUCA
Molecule: messenger RNA, 1802 nt
Organism: Paramisgurnus dabryanus
Lineage: Eukaryota; Metazoa; Chordata; Actinopteri; Cypriniformes; Cobitidae
Gene: capzb
Product: capping actin protein of muscle Z-line subunit beta
Biological process (GO): regulation of lamellipodium assembly; actin cytoskeleton organization; negative regulation of filopodium assembly
Cellular component (GO): F-actin capping protein complex; cytoplasm
Molecular function (GO): actin filament binding
Source: RefSeq, a predicted model, not a curated record